AUGCAUUUUGAUAAGCUCGACGAUUCUCCUAUGUUCCGCAAACAGAUACAAAACUUGGAGGAAAGUUCUGAAUCCUUGAGGGAGAGAUGUCUGAAAUUCUACAAAGGAUGUCGAAAAUACACUGAAGGGCUUGGUGAGGGAUAUGAUGGAGACAUAGCUUUUGCUAGUUCUCUGGAAACUUUUGGUGGAGGGCAUAAUGACCCCAUUAGUGUAGCUUUUGGAGGUCCUGUUAUGACAAAAUUUACAAUUGCACUGAGGGAAAUUGGAACGUAUAAAGAAGUUCUUCGAUCUCAGGUUGAGAACUUGCUGAAUGAUCGAUUGCUGCAGUUUGUCAACUUAGAUUUGCAUGAUGUAAAGGAAGCACGGAAACGCUUUGACAAGGCUACUCUUCUUUAUGAUCAGGCUCGUGAGAAAUUUUUGUCAUUGAGGAAAGGAACAAAGAGUGAUGUAGCAUCAGUAUUGGAGGAGGAGCUUCAUCAUGCUCGGUCAAAUUUUGAGCAAGCUCGCUUCAGUCUGAUAACUGCUCUAUCCAAUGUUGAAGCGAAAAAAAGGUUUGAAUUUUUGGAAGCAGUUAGUGAAACAAUGGCUGCUCAUCUUCGUUAUUUCAAACAGGGUUAUGAACUGUUGCAUCAGAUGGAACCAUAUAUUAAUCAGGUCUCGACUUAUGCAAAGCAGUCAAGAGAGCGAUCCAACUAUGAGCAGGCAGCUCUCAACGAGAGGAUGCAAGGUUACAAAAGAGAGAUUGAUAGAGAAAUCAAAUGGUCUUCAAAUGGUUCUAAUGGUUCUCCUAAUGGGGAUGGAAUACAAGCUAUUGGAAGAAGUUCACAUAAGAUGAUAGAGGCUGUCAUGCAAUCUGCUGCAAAAGGAAAGGUUCAAACAAUUAGACAAGGUUAUCUUUCCAAACGUUCUUCAAACUUGAGAGGCGACUGGAAAAGAAGGUUCUUUGUUCUUGACAGCAGAGGAAUGUUGUAUUAUUAUCGCAAACAAAGCAGCAAGCCAUCUGGGUCUGGCAGUCAACUUUCUAGUCAAAGAAAUAGUUCUGAACUUGGUUCUGGGUUGCUCAGUCGUUGGCUGUCUUCUCAUCAUCAUGGUGGCGUACAUGAUGAAAAAUCUGUUGCUCAUCACACCGUAAACUUGUUGACGUCAACAAUUAAAGUUAAUGCUGACCAGUCAGAUCUCAGGUUCUGCUUCCGGAUUAUAUCACCAACAAAAAACUACACAUUACAGGCGGAGAGUGCCUUGGAUCAAAUGGAUUGGAUUGAGAAGAUUACUGGGGUAAUUGCGUCAUUACUGAGUUCUCAGGCUCCUGAAAGGUGUUUGUCUGGUAGUCCAAUAGGCAGCGGUCACCAUCGAUCCACCAGUGAAAGUAGUUCAUUGGAAAGUGCUGAUUUUGAGCAUGGAGCAGUUGAAGAAUACAUACCUGACAGGCUUGCCUCUGCUCAUAUAGAACGCUCUUUGAGAAGCUCACAACACCAAAGAUCUGUUAUGAAAAGUGAAAAGCCAAUUGACAUAUUGCAGAAAGUAUGUGGUAACAACAAGUGUGCCGAUUGUGGUGCUCCUGAACCGGAUUGGGCAUCCUUGAAUCUAGGUGUUCUUGUCUGCAUUGAAUGCUCCGGUGUUCACCGCAAUCUUGGUGUGCACAUAUCUAAGGUGAGGUCACUGACUCUUGAUGUUAAAGUUUGGGAACCAGCUGUCAUAAAUCUGUUUCAGUCUCUGGGCAACACCUUUUCAAAUUCAGUCUGGGAGGAAUUGCUGCAGUCGAAGGGUGUCUUCCAGGUUGAACUUGGCCCUACAGGCUUGUACAGGACUAAUAAACAGCAAAUAGUUCACUUCAGCAAGCCCAGUGCUGCUGAUUCAAUUUCAACAAAGGAAAAAUUUAUUCAUGCAAAGUAUGCAGAAAAAUUUUUCGUGCGGAAAUCCAAGGAAAAUCGUUCAGUAGCACAACAGAUGUGGGAUGCUGUACGUGCUAAUGAUAAGAAGGCUGUGUAUAGACUCAUAGUUAACUCCGAUGCAGAUGUAAAUACUAAAUUAGGUCAAGGAACUUGUAACUCUUCUCUCACCCUUGCCAAAUUAACACUUUAUCAAGAACGGACCUCCUUUGAUCGGUAUUCUGGUUGCUUGGAGCCAUCAUCUAGCUCUACAAGCAUGGCUAGUACUGGUGAAGAAAGUGUUUUGGAAGGUCUUCAUGGAUGCUCGUUGCUUCACCUUGCAUGUGAAACUGCUGAUAUUGGAAUGAUAGAGCUUCUUCUGCAAUACGGUGCAGAUAUAAAUGCUUCAGAUUUAAGGGGUCACACACCUCUUCAUGCUUGUAUUGUCAGAGGGAAAACUACAUUUGCCAAGCUUCUCCUUACAAGGGGAGCUGAUCCACGAGCUAUAAACGAGCAAGGUAAAACUCCUUUCCAGCUGGCGAUGGAAUCAAAUUCUGAUGAUAUCUCAAUUCGAAGGGGCAAAUUAGAAAUAGGAGAUAAGUGGUCAAGAUUUGAGGUGAUAUUCUUGUGUUGUGUAAUUUCAGGAACAAAGUUGGAGCCUUGGCUUAGUUGGAGCUUAAAGGUUCUUUCUGAAAUCGGUACUAGCUCUCUUCCAGAACGUGCUCAGGAAAUUGACUCUUCAUUUGGAUUUCAAAUUUGGAGUAUUUUGAGGUUAUGCUCUUUAAUUUGA
Fraxinus pennsylvanica is the source of this 2658-nucleotide messenger RNA. The record is from the annotation of a GenBank genome assembly. Lineage: Eukaryota; Viridiplantae; Streptophyta; Magnoliopsida; Lamiales; Oleaceae.